ACCGGAACGUGCGAUGUUGUGACCAUAGACGGUACAUAUGGUUGUGACUAAAUGAGACGUCGUGCCUCAAAGCAGCUACAGUUUCGACUUGAACACGUGUUUAGACGGGGAGGCUGUAUCAUUUUGUGAACUCCACGUGUUUGUUUUUAUAUAGUAACUUAGACGCUGCAGCUAUAAAGUUUAUAACCUUGUGUUAGCCGCAGCGGUUAAGCUAACGGCUAAUUAAGCCGAGGGGGAGUAACCAAAACAAGAAGGUAGCCGUGCUGCUAGAGAGCGUAAACACAAGUUACUUUAUUAUUUGCACGAAAUCUGCUAUCAUGUCGGCCGUGUCAAAUGACUCGAGGAAACGGAGCAAGAAGCGGUAUGCGGCCAGCCACCACAACAAGCGGUGGAAGGGCUCCCGGGAGCUGGAGGUGGGGAUGCAGGGGAUCCUCAUCACAUGCAACAUGAACGAGAGGAAGUGCACCGCGGAGGCCUUCAAUCUGCUCAAUGAAUACGCCGACCAGCUGUAUGGGCCCGAGAAGUUGCAAGAUAAUAAUGGAAGCAGCAGUGAAGAAGAGGAGGCCGAGGAAGAAGAUGUUGAUGUAGCGCUGAAGAAGGAAGUGGCACAGCUGCAAGCAUCUGGAGCUAAACAGGAGAGACGCUUCCAGGCUUUGGUCAGUGGAGCAAACAAUGUCAUCUUCAUCAAAACUCUAAAUCUGGAAUCUGACAAGCUGGUUCAUCACAUCCUAUCUGAUCUCCACACCACCAAGAAGAAAAAGUCCCGAGUGAUACUUCGGAUGCUGCCAGUAACAGGAACAUGCAGGGCCUUCCAGGAUGACAUGGUGAAGUACCUCACCACUUACCUGGAGCCUUGGUUCAAAACCCCAAACUGUGCUACCUACCAGAUCGCCUUCAAGGCCCGCAACAGCAGCCACAACAAGAGAGACGAAAUCAUCAAAUCAGUAGCAGGCCUAGUGGGGAAGUUGAACCCCAAGAACAAGGUUGAUUUGACCAACCCAGAACUGACAAUCAUUGUGGAGGUCAUCAAGGCUGUGUGUUGCAUCAGUGUGGUAAAAGACUAUACACUGUAUAGAAAGUACAACGUUCAGGAAGUAGUAAAAGAGGACACGCCAAAGCUUGAUGUGGCCACAGCAAAAACUGAUACAAAUACAGCGGAGGAGAAGGAGAAACACGAUGCAGAGACAAACAAAGAAGAGAAGAAAGGCGAGGAAGACAAUGACAAAAAUGUGCCACAAGACAAAAAGGAGGUUGAUAAGGGUGAAGCUGACGGGGAGUAAAAGCUCACAGCUAGAGAAAUUGAGCAGUUGAUGAGUUAGAUUUAAAAGUUAUUUUAAUGGAACAUCAUCUCAAGUUGCUUUAUAUAGUAGUGCAUUUGUUUUAAAGGGAUGGUUCAAAGCAAAGAUAAGGCGAUUUGUUUUUCACUGAGGCUGGAAACAUUCAAACAGAAUCCAAACAUAUCAUAUGUCUUUUUUUAUAUCAUUAUAAGAUAUUCAUGAUACAUAUGUACUGUCUCCAUUGAGAUGUCCGUAUUAGAUAGCAGUGAUCUUAAAUUAGCUGCAUGUCUGCAGCAUAACUUUACCGUCAUCUGACAGUUUUUUAGUGCUGAAUUUGAUUUGAUUUUUUUUUUUUUUUCUUAUAUCAGUGUCAUUUUAUUUCUGACAUUUUUACUCAAAGGAAAAAAGAGUUUUCAGAUCAACUGGUGUGUCACAUUUUUUGUCAUUUCUUAAAGCAGUCCCUGAAUUAAAGCUACCUGUGUGUUUGAUGGU
Micropterus salmoides (largemouth bass) is the source of this 1769-nucleotide messenger RNA. RefSeq names its product THUMP domain containing 1 (gene thumpd1). The record is from RefSeq and is a predicted model, not a curated record. The transcript is spliced from 5 exons. Lineage: Eukaryota; Metazoa; Chordata; Actinopteri; Centrarchiformes; Centrarchidae. The coding region runs from base 318 to 1280 and encodes 320 amino acids. Gene Ontology annotation, molecular function: RNA binding. Gene Ontology annotation, biological process: tRNA modification.